AAAUUUGGCCGCAUGUCCAAGAAGCAGCGGGACAGCCUCCACGCCGAGGUGCAGAAGCAGCUUCAGCAGCAGGCCCAGGGGGGUGAGGCGGGGGCCUCGGCCUACUCCUUGGGCAUCGCCAACGGGCAGCUGAAGCUGGCACCCUCCCCUGACCUGCGGGAGGCUUCGGCCUGCUCCACCGGCCUGCUGAAUGGCCAGGCCCGCCUCAGCCAGUCCCCGGAGGAGACGAUGGCGCUGACCUACGCGAACGGGCUGGCCAAGGGCCAGACCGUCCUCAGCGAGGACCUGCGGGCCCCCUUCGCCAAGGAGUUCGGACCCGAGCGCCUCAAGAUGGAAGGCCGGGGGAGCGUCUACUACACCCUGGGGACGCAGGCGUCGCCAGAGCUCUUGCGGCCGGAGGUCAACGGGGUGAAGCGGCCGGCGGGGAGCAUGGCGGGGAGCGAAAACCUCGACUUCUACACGACCCCCAGCUUCACCAGCCUCUUGGAGUCUCCCAACUCUUCCUUGACUGAGAUUGAGCACCUAACCCAGAACGUCCUCAAGUCCUACCGGGAGACCUGCCAGCUGCGUUUGGAGGACCUCCAGCUACGGCGCUGGGAAGCGUUCACGCGGGAAGAAGUCGGAAGCUACCAGAAAAAGACCAUGGAAGAGAUGUGGGAGCGCUGCGCCUGCCGCGUGACGGAAGCGAUCCAGUACGUGGUGGAGUUCGCCAAGCGGAUGGGCAGCUUCAUGGAUCUGUGCCAAAACGAUCAAAUCGUGCUUCUCAAAGCGGGUGCCAUGGAAGUGGUCUUGGUGAGAAUGUGUCGUGCCUUCAAUUCCGAAAACCGGACAGUCUUCUUCGAAGGCAAAUUUGCGGGCCCGGAGCUCUUCAAAUCCCUUGGAUGCAACGACUUGAUCAACUCCAUUUUCGACUUUGCGAACAGUCUCUGCUCCUUGCACUUCUCCGAGAACGAAAUUGCCCUUUUCACGGCACUGGUGCUUAUUAACUCAAAUCGUCCUUGGUUGCAGGAGAGAAGCAAGGUGGAGAGGCUGCAGAACAACCUGGAACUGGCCUUCAAGCACAUGUUGCGGAAAAACCACCGGGAAGGCAUCUUGGCCAAGCUGCCCUCGAAAGCCAAGCUCCGGAGCCUCUGCCACCAGCACAUGGAGAAGCUGCGGUCAUUCCGCCAGAUGUACCCCAUCAUCGUCCACGCCGUCUUCCCACCGCUCUACAAAGAGCUGUUCAGCUUGGACUGCGACCCUCCCCAGGGGACGGCCGGGGAGUAGCGCCCCCCACCCCAGUCGCAAGAGGAGGGCUGCGCCCGGAGGUCUCUUCCCAUCUCUCUGCCUCUCUCCGAUCUGCCGGUUUGCCCUCUGGGGCCGACACCAGAGGACCCAGGGCGGAGGGGGGGGGUACGGGAGGGCAGGAGAACCCAAGACCAAAAUUAAGAUCCCGUUUCCACGCAUUCCUGUCCAAAGAGCGCGAUCGGGAGCAGAAUGCCUGGGGGUGGGGUGGGGAAAGGGCUGUGUUGUCCCAACGUCGAUUUUGGUACGUGAACCUUGGAGCCGCUUCGUGCCCGAAGGAAAAGGCGGGGCGAGCCCACGGCGGCCACCCCGCAUCGCAGGAACGGCGGGUUAUGGGGUGUGAGCAACGUCGAUGGAAGAUGCUCGAGGGCUGGGCGCCGUUUGACGCACAAACUGUUAAUUAACGGAGGGUCUCGUGGCCACAGGGUACUCCUGAGAGGAGGAAUUUUUGGGGUUCUUUUAUUUCUCUCUCUCUCUCUCUCUCUGUGACGUGGUCUCAUUGGACGGGC
Gekko japonicus is the source of this 1793-nucleotide messenger RNA. RefSeq names its product RAR-related orphan receptor C (gene RORC). NCBI's taxonomy places the organism in Eukaryota, Metazoa, Chordata, Lepidosauria, Squamata, Gekkonidae. The coding region runs from base 13 to 1266 and encodes 417 amino acids. The transcript is spliced from 7 exons. Gene Ontology annotation, cellular component: nucleus. Gene Ontology annotation, biological process: regulation of transcription by RNA polymerase II. Gene Ontology annotation, molecular function: RNA polymerase II cis-regulatory region sequence-specific DNA binding; nuclear receptor activity. The record is from RefSeq and is a predicted model, not a curated record.